Molecule: messenger RNA, 2008 nt
Organism: Thamnophis elegans (Western terrestrial garter snake)
Lineage: Eukaryota; Metazoa; Chordata; Lepidosauria; Squamata; Natricidae
Gene: TSR2
Product: TSR2 ribosome maturation factor
Exons: 7
Coding region: 1-789 (262 amino acids)
Biological process (GO): maturation of SSU-rRNA from tricistronic rRNA transcript (SSU-rRNA, 5.8S rRNA, LSU-rRNA)
Cellular component (GO): nucleus
Source: RefSeq, a predicted model, not a curated record
AUGGUUUGUGGGAAUGUCCUUGAGAGGCAAGAGGAAGAAGAGCUGCAGCCAGGGCAACAGUCAAAUAAGAGACUUUUCGACCCAGGGAGCAUGACCCCACCUGCCCCGCGGCCGUCGAUUCGAUUGCUUCGCUGGUCUAAUUCCAUUGGACUACGUCCGCGCAGAGUUUCUUGGGAAUGGUUGAUCGAUCAUUCCGGGAUCGACUUCCGGCUGCCUGCCCCUGACAUGGCGACGACGCCGAAGGAGGUGGAGGAGGAGGCACGUGGCCUUUUCAGGCAGGGCGUGCAAGCGGUCUUGGACGGCUGGGCCGUGUUGCAGAUAGCAGUGGAAAAUGGCUUUGGAGGGGCGCAUAGCCAAGAGAAAGCUGAAUGGAUGGUGGUGGCUGUGGAGCAAUACUUUGAAAGCAAUGCUGACCUUGAACCAGAAGAGAUAGAGGACUUCCUUGCUGAAUUGAUGAACAAUGAAUUUAACACUAUAAUAGAAGAUGGAAGCUUGGCUCAGGUAAGCCAGCAACUGUGCCUGCUUUUCAGACAGAGCCAUCAGAGAGACACAGUAGCAAUGCGUGAUGCCAUUACCCACCUGGCACAGAAGAAACAAGAGGCUAGGAGGGCAGUUGCCAAAUCUCAGCCAGCCGCAGAAAGCAGCAGUGAAGAAGAACAAGAAGCAGAAGAAGAGGCCAUGGACUGCAGUGCUGGUUCUAGCAUGAACGGAAUACAAAGCAACCCAUCUCCACUGUCAGAUAAGACCACUGAAGAUGGAUGGAUGUUGGUGACAAGGAAAAAGAAAUGAAGGGGAAAACCUAUGGCAGACCUGGACAGAUGCAGCAGUGAACUCUUUGUGCUGCCAAGCCUUGAAUUUUUCUAUAGGACGCAUGAUAGGUUCCUCCCACCGAAGCCUGGGCGCAUUGGAAGCACUUUCUUGACUGUAUCUUUGCUCCUGACAAGAGAGGCUGAAUGGAAUUCAACUUGGCCUAAAGUAUUUUUUAAAUCUUUACAGUUUUUCCCCCCUCAAAAUUGGAAGAUGUUCUAACCUUCCUGGAGUUUGACAUGAACAUUGAACAACCCUGUAGGUUCUUGUGACAGACGGAAGUCCUCUUGGCGUGUCCUGUUCAUCGGUCAUCUUUUCAAGCCAUUGGAAGGGAGGCCACUAUUUCCCCUCCUUCCAGGAAGGCAAAAUCUCAACCAUCCUUAGAACGCAAAGAAAGGACUGCAUUCACUCUUAAUCAAAGUGGGGGGGAAAGAGCGUAACAGAAAAAAAAUCUUGUAUUUUAAAAAAAAAGAACAAUGAAAAACAAAAUACAACAAUGAAACGAAAAGUAAAAUGGACAAUACACAAAUCAUGAUGGUAGGACAUGGGAAGUUUUGGUCAAUAAAAGCUUCCCUUCCCCUAACCUUCGCAGUGGCCAGCCACUAUACAAGAGCAACAAUAAAAUAUUAUUUUGGUAAGAUUUUGUAUAUCCCUUAAUACUGAGGCCUUUUUUUUUUUUAAUAUAAAAAGUUACAUGCACUAGUUCUACACCACAGGAGGGCGAAGAUAAAAGAAUUCCAUGGGUACCAACAGCAACACCAGCAAACCUACAUAAAAAAUAAGGCAAGGAUUUGUUUUUGUUUCUUUUUAAAAUCCCACAUACACACACAAUCUCCACUCGUUUGUAUGUUGAAACAGUACCAGCAAAAAUAGGGAGGAAAGGAGAGGGAUACCUCAGGGAAUUUUAAGAACUUCCAAGAUAGUCCAAUAAGGCUCGAAAGAGAACUCUAAAAUGUUAACCAUUUUAAGUGCAUUGUGUCAAGGAGAGGAAGCACCUGCAUUAUUUUCAAGGAAAGGAGUACUUCAUCCGUUAUUGUAAUAACCACACUUUGUAUGGAAUCUCAUAUAUCUCCCGUUACCUAGAUCAGGAGUGAUCCAUGUUAAGCCAGCUGGGAACUUUACAUUAUUUGCCAGGGGAAUGCAUUCAUUUCUGUCAAGGACAGUAUUUUUCUGGAUAUUUGAUGCUGGAGACUGGCUGUUG